UACCAGUCGAUUCCACGUUGUGGUGAAUGAUUUAGUGAAUGAUAGGUGUGGCUUCCUUAAACUAUGCCUUCACCGUGUUAUGUCGAAACUUAAUCGCCUCCUAAACUUUAUAUACCAACACAUGAUGAAAGAACAAUACUUGUUACAAACAAUUGGCUCUAAACCACUCACAUUAAGGAAAUGUUGUGUAUAUAUUAGAAAAGCCUUUUACCCACUCUGCCUUAUUGCUAGAAACCAAAACACUUACCCAAACCAUCUCCUGGACUCCUACGGGUUGAAUUCCGAUCCUGCUAGAUUCCUUUCCUAGACGUACAAUGGACCAGAUCUCUGGCGUUUCCGAUGUGGAAACAAUCUCCGAGACGACCAAAUGGCUCCGAGAACUUAUCGAGAGAAAAAAGAAUGGCAAACAAGUUAUAAGUCCAUUUACGGAGGAGAGAGCGAGACAGAUAAUGGUCAGUUUGGAGGACAUAAGUGAAGAUCUCGACUCCGUAGACACACCGGCGGUCAUUGCAGUACGAAACAAUUUAUCGCGGCUUAAAGCUGAGAUGUCCCGUCGAAUUCAAACAGAUUUCAAGUAUGCCGAGUGCCGGGAGAAGCUUGAAAAGGUAUCCAAGGACGGCUUUUACUUGCGGUUUGGUGAUUACUUCGCCAAUGCGGUCGGGGACCUGAGGAAAGUGGCAGUCGAAGUCUCGAAGGAGGCUAAGAAGAUGCAAAAGAAGGCGAGGAAGCGGAAGGGGGGAGAACUGGCCUGCCCAUCUUCCGAAGCUGAAGCAAUAGAAUUAUUUCUAUCACAACCAUGGAGUGAGAUAGACAGAAUCCUCACUGAUGAGGAAAAUUUGUUGGAGUCAUCUCCAAAAGACCCGAUAACGCCGAUGUCUGAUCUUGUCCAGACCCUAGCUCUCACGGCUAAACUUUUCGACCGCAAAAGUGUGAGGGUGGCCAUAGCCAUGUAUGCCCGGAGAAAUGACCUCGUCCACCGACAUUUGGCCGAGUUAGCAAAGGCUGGGAGGUAUUUCACACUAGCCUCAAGGAUAAGAGACGACCUGAGAGCCCUUCUUCUUCAAAAAUACAUUACGCCGGAAGAGAAGGAGACAACCCGCGUCGCCAUCUUAAAGUUAGCCGACCGGUAUUUCGAAAAAUUUAAAAUAAACGAACAUAAAUACGAAGUCAUGACUUUCCGGGAAUGGCCGAUGGGAAAGGAUGGGAGACCUAUCCGAAAAAAGAAACUAUUGGAUUGA
This is a messenger RNA of Annulohypoxylon maeteangense, 1238 nucleotides long. RefSeq lists its product as uncharacterized. The transcript has a single exon. The record is from RefSeq and is a predicted model, not a curated record. The coding region runs from base 315 to 1238 and encodes 307 amino acids. NCBI's taxonomy places the organism in Eukaryota, Fungi, Ascomycota, Sordariomycetes, Xylariales, Hypoxylaceae.